AUGCCGCAAGAACCCGACAACCUCCCACAAUCUGUGUUCCAGUGCCGGCAAUGGGUCUUAUUCAACGUCCCCGACCCACAAGACACGAAACACAUCACCAACGCUCAACAACUCACCUCGCUCGGCCGCUCACCCAAGUCAACAACAAAAGCAACACCAUCCUCGUCCUCAUCCUCCCAACAGUCACAGCAACCCGUCCUCCCACCCAUCCGUCUCGCCCUUCUUGCGCCGCUAGCUAAACGUGCCGUCUACAAUGCCUGCCGCAAAGCCUGUCCCUGUGAUACCGACAACAAGAACAAGUCCGAUUGUGCCAUAGCUGACGCACUGCCUGCGGCUUGGGUGAGGUUUGAUGUGACGCUUCCUGAGACUGUGCCUGGUACCAGUGGUGGUGAUAGCAAAAGCAAUACCACCCAGACGUUUAGCUGGGAGGAGAGUGAAACUCAGCAGGUCGGGACGAAUAAUAGCGGCAGCGUCAGAGUCAGGACCCAAGAUGUCGCACAGCUGGUGAUGGCUCUUGCUACGUCGGUUACGGAGCGUGCCGGGGGCGAGGGUGUUCAGUUGGGGGUGGUAGAUUAUCAGGCGGGGUGGAAACGGGGGUUGCCGAAGGGGGAGAUGAAGAAGUUAGAGGUGUGGCUUGGGGGCUUGGAGAGGGAGCAGAAGAAGAGGGGUCGGGGGGAGGGUGAGGAGGGGGGUGUGAAGAUGGAGAAGGGUGGCAAAGCUUGA
This is a messenger RNA of Dichotomopilus funicola, 723 nucleotides long. RefSeq lists its product as uncharacterized. The coding region runs from base 1 to 723 and encodes 240 amino acids. The record is from RefSeq and is a predicted model, not a curated record. The transcript has 2 exons. Lineage: Eukaryota; Fungi; Ascomycota; Sordariomycetes; Sordariales; Chaetomiaceae.